AUGGAUAAAUAUGAUAUAAUUAAAAUGAUUGGGGAAGGAGCCUUUGGGAAAGCAUUCUUGGCAAAAGGAAAGGCAGACAACCAGCAAUGUGUUAUAAAGGAAAUCAAUUUAACAAAGAUGCCUCAUCGAGAAAAAGAAGCUUCAAAGAAAGAAGUCAUUCUUUUGGCAAAAAUGAAACAUCCAAAUAUUGUAAAAUUCUUCACAUCUCUUCAAGAGAUGAAUAAAUUAUAUAUUGUGAUGGAAUAUUGUGAUGGAGGAGAUCUUAUGAAGAGGAUCAAUAGGCAACAUGGGGUGCUCUUUGAUGAGGAACAGAUUCUGGGUUGGUUUGUGCAGAUCUCUCUGGGAUUGAAACAUAUUCAUGAUAGGAAGAUCUUACACAGAGACAUAAAAACACAGAACAUUUUUCUUAGCAAUAAUGAAAAGAUUGCAAAGCUUGGGGACUUUGGCAUAGCAAGAGUAUUGAACAAUACAAUGGAACUUGUGCGGACGUGUGUUGGGACACCUUAUUAUCUGUCUCCAGAGAUCUGUCAGAAUAAGCCCUACAACAACAAAACGGAUAUUUGGUCUCUUGGCUGUGUCUUAUAUGAGCUGUGCACAUUAAGGCAUCCUUUUGAAGGUAUCAACUUACACCAUCUGGUGCUCAAGAUUUGUCAAGCACGUUUUGACCCCAUCUCUCCAAAGUUUUCUUCUGACCUACAGACUCUAAUAACUCAGCUUUUUAAAAUACCUCCUCGAAAUCGGCCAUCAAUUAAUUCCAUUUUGAAAAAGCCCUUCUUGAAGAAGCUUAUUGCCAAAUAUUUGUCUCCUGUGGAAAUGCAAGAAGAAUUUGGUCAUACACUAAUUCAUAGAAACAGACCACCAGCAGCACAACCUGUAACCAAUCUGGCCCAAGGUCCAAUAAUGCAGAAAAAGAGAUUCCAGGGUAAUCAUCCACCAAAAUCUAAGAUCCUGAUGCCUCCUAAAAGACGGGAGUUGCUACCUAGAAAAGAAUGGAUACCUCCUAGAGCUCAGAAGCCAAUACUGUAUCAAAACCCCCAGAAAAAGUUGGCAAGAAGACCAGAAGUUGCUCCAGAUUGCAGACUUUAUGAUCAUCUUUAUGCUCAGCUGGACAUCUUACAGAAGAGAGCUUGCGACCCAAGGCCUGCUGAGUAUCUUCAGAGGAGAUUGGAAGCUCGACAGUAUAAGCUGAAAGUCGAAAAACAGUUGGGUCUUCGUCCAUCUUCAGCUGAGCCAAAUAACCAAUUACAAGUGCAGGAAAGAAAGGGAGAGCAGCCCAAAUUCCAGGAUCUACAGUCUAAGAAGAAUGAAAUUAAACAAGAGGAAUAUUGGAAACAGUUAGAGGAAAUACGCGAGCAGUACCACAAUGACAUGAAGGCUAUUAGAAAGAAGGUUGGAAGAGGACUUGAGGAGGAUUCAAACGUAAGUCACAAGACUUAUUUCGUGAAGCAGAAAAAGACGUACAUUCACCAGGAUGAACCUAAGGAGGACAUGGAAAGGAAACUGGAACAAAUUAGGUUGCAGAGCAAACAGGAAAGAAAAAUGCUAGAACAGAAAUAUAAGGUUAAGGGAGGAGUGAAGUUUGAAAUAAAUCUAAAUGAAUGUAUUAUUGAUGAAAACACCAAGCAAGGGGAGGAGGAAAUAGAUGUAUUGAAUGAAACUUUGACUUUUGAGGAUGGUAUGAAACUUAAGGAAAAGCAGCUUAUGAAUGAAUAUGAAGAUGAUACAGAUCAAGCUUUGGAAAAAAGAUAUUGUCUGGAAGCAGCUGUUCACAGGAAGGAUGUUGUUACUGGAGAAAAGAGGCGGCACUGGAGUGUUCGAGCUCCUCAGACACUGCUACAUAUGAUAGAACAAGCAGACAUCACCUCAACCUGCUCUACCACCACUGGAGAUGGCCAGGUUAUUAUAACUGAAGAUGCUUCAGAAAAUAGGAAACAGUGGAAACAGGAAUCACCAGGGACACUAAUGAAUAUGUUAGCAGCAGCUGAGCUGGCCAGUGACUCCUUUUCUGCCAAUGGACAAAAGUUUGUGGAAACAUUAAAGUACUGGCUUCCCCAUGAUGAAAAGGAGGGGAAGGUGGAACCAGCCUCUGCUACUGAUGUGGAUGAAGAACCACUGGAGUCUAGAUCUGAUGAUGAUGAUACAAAUUUUGAAGAAUCUGAAGAUGAGCUGAGAAAUGAGGUGAUGGAAUCUCUAGAAAAGCUUGCAGUUUCCAAAGAGGAAGAAGCGAUGCCAGAUCACCCUAAGGAUGAAGAAAAGGAGUCAGAAGGAGACCAUGUGAGUGACCAGACAUCAGGGACACCAAAUCAACGUUUAGAGGAGACCUGA
Molecule: messenger RNA, 2325 nt
Organism: Trichosurus vulpecula (common brushtail)
Lineage: Eukaryota; Metazoa; Chordata; Mammalia; Diprotodontia; Phalangeridae
Gene: NEK5
Product: NIMA related kinase 5
Exons: 23
Coding region: 1-2325 (774 amino acids)
Biological process (GO): protein phosphorylation
Molecular function (GO): protein kinase activity; ATP binding
Source: RefSeq, a predicted model, not a curated record